AUGACUGAGAUGUCGCAUGAUAGAGUUUUGUGGAGGACAAAAACCUUUUGCGCCGACCUACGGGAUCAGGAUAUGCAGGAAGAUGAUUGUAAAAUAUGGCCACUGGCGGAUAAAAGGAACACCACUGGGUUUUUAGUGGGUAUUCCGGCCAUUUUCUUCUUCUUGGCCGGCGAGUCCCACAUACCCCAUCCCUGGUUUCUGGGUCUAGCAACUUGCGCUAAUGUGAAGACGUUUCCGAAAGACUUUGAAUUUGGCGCCGCGACCUCUUCUUAUCAAAUAGAAGGCGCUUGGAAUGUUGAUGGCAAAGGCUGGUCAAUGUGGGACCAUCUGGUACGCACCGAUCCAGAAUUUAUAGCGGACAACACUACUGGUGAUAUCGCUGCAAACUCUUACUACUUAUACAAACGAGAUGUGCAAAUGCUCAAAGAACUGGGGGUCGACAACUAUCGGUUCUCCAUAUCCUGGCCAAGGAUAUUACCUUACGGCCGACCAGAUUACGUGAACCCUUACGGCGUGGCGUACUACAACGCAUUAAUAGAUGAGUUACUAGCGAAUGGUAUAACUCCUUUCGUCACGAUGUACCAUUGGGAGUUGCCUCAGAAUUUAAACGAACAAGGUGGUUGGUUGAAUGAACAAAUAAUCGAUUGGUUUGGGGAUUACGCGAGGGUUUUGUACGAGAAUUUUGGUGAUAGAGUCAAGAACUGGAUGACUAUAAAUGAGCCACAUAUACAUUGUUACUUUGGUUAUGGUACAGCACUACAUGCGCCUAGGAUCUUUUCACCAGGAGUUGGUUAUUACGAAUGUGGCAGAAAUAUUUUACUAGCUAAUGCUAAAGCUUAUCAUAUUUAUGACGACGAGUUUAGAAGCUCUCAAAGAGGUGAGGUUGGGUUUGUCGUCAGCAUGGAGUGGGCGAUGCCUGAAAGUAAUUCAGAAGAUGACCUUGAAGCGGUGCAAGACUUUUUGGCGUUCAACAUCGGUCAAUAUAUGGACCCGAUAUUUUCAGAAAAGGGCAACUAUCCUCAGCGUAUGAUAGACAGAGUCCACGGUGCGAGUUUAAACCAAGGUCUCAAUACAUCACGACUUCGUCCCUUUACGGAGGAGGAGGUAGAAUUCAUGAGAGGGACUGCUGAUUUCCUAGGACUGAAUCACUAUACAACCAGAAUUGUGUAUAGAAAUGAAUCACUUAUAGGGAAAUAUCAUGUACCAUCUAAUCAUGAUGAUGCACAUUAUGGGGAAUACAGCGAUCCCUCGUGGCCUUUGGACACUGGAUUUGUUUACGAAUACGCUCCCGGGUUCUACAACUUAUUGGUAUACCUUAAGAAUACGUAUAACAAUCCGAAAAUUUAUAUAACAGAAAAUGGUUGCUCUACAUCAACAGGACGUAAUGAUGACCAAAGAGUACAAUAUUAUAGGAACUAUUUAAAUGCCUUGCUUGACGCUUUGUAUGAAGGCGUCAAUGUUAAGGCAUACUUUGCUUGGAGUUUAAUGGACAAUUUCGAAUGGAGUUUCGGUUAUGUAUUAAGAUUUGGUAUUUACGAAAUUGAUAUGGAUGAUCCAGAAAGAACGAGACAUCCUAAAAAAUCAGCGCUCGUUUAUAAAGAUAUAAUCAGUACCAGAGUCAUAGAUUAUAAUUAUAAUCCAGAUCCUUACUCACUAUCAAAUGCCUACAGAAGAGACGCUUCGAUAUUUAUAAUUUUACUGGCAACAUUGAAAUGUUUAUUAUAGAUUAAAAUGU
Papilio polytes (common Mormon) is the source of this 1735-nucleotide messenger RNA. Its product is annotated as myrosinase 1-like. Lineage: Eukaryota; Metazoa; Arthropoda; Insecta; Lepidoptera; Papilionidae. Gene Ontology annotation, molecular function: beta-glucosidase activity. The transcript is spliced from 7 exons. Gene Ontology annotation, biological process: carbohydrate metabolic process. The coding region runs from base 1 to 1725 and encodes 574 amino acids. The record is from RefSeq and is a predicted model, not a curated record.